AUGCCUGAACAGUGUCUUCAAGACUCCAAACAGCAGGUUGACGCUGAAAAGGUUGACCAUGCAGACCUUGUAUCACCCGAGUGGAAGAAAACCGAGAAAAGCCUUGUCCGCAAGCUGGAUAUGACUCUCAUCCCUGUUGUUUGGGUGCUCUACAUGUUCAACUAUCUCGACCGGAAUAACAUCGCCCAGGCACGGCUCAAUAAUAUCGAGAGGGACCUUGGCCUUGAGGGCACGGAUUUCAAUGUGGCAGUUUCGGUUCUCAAUAUUGGAUACAUGCUUGCCCAGCUACCCUCGAACAUGAUCCUCACCCGCGUGCGGCCGAGCAUUUAUCUGCCGUGCUGUGUGAUGCUGUGGUCCUGCGUCUCGGCUGCCACGGCUGGGGUAAACAACUUCGCUGGCUUAAUCGCCGUUCGAUUCUUCCUUGGAAUUGUGGAAGCUCCCUUUUUCCCUGGGGCCUUUUACCUUCUCUCCUGUUGGUACACGAGAAAAGAGCUCGCCUUACGUACCGCCGUCCUAUACUCAGGCCUUAUUCUUGCUACCGCGUUUUCUGGCUUGAUUGCAGCGGGGAUUUUUGCAGGCCUCGACGGCGUACACGGUCUUGCAGGGUGGCAAUGGAUGUUUAUAAUCGAAGGAGCAGGAAGCUUCUUUGCAGCGCUGAUCGCAAUUGGUCUGCUGCCAGAUUACAUCGACUCAACUUCAGGAAGCGGACGAUGGCUUCUAACCCCCAGGGAGCGCGACGUUGCAGCAGCGCGAAUUGCCGCGGACAGGGUGUCUGAUUCUGAAGCCGAUAGAUCGGUGUGGUACGGCGUGUUGCUUGCUAUAAAGGAUUUCAGGACUUGGAUUUUUUUCCUCAUGCUCUGCAGCAACCACACAGCGUACGGCUUCAACAACUUCUUCCCUAGCAUCGUGCAAGGCCUCAACCUGGGCUCGAAAACCGUGACCCUUGUCCUGACCGCACCCCCCUACCUCGUCGGCGCCGUUGUGUCCUUCUUAGUCGCCUUCUCCUCGGACCGCCACAACGAGCGCGGCUUCCAUAUCUCAGUCCCCAUGCUUGUCGCCAUUGUCGGCUUCGUAAUCUCUGCAGCAACCCUCAGCGUUCCCGCACGCUACUUCGCGUCCUUCCUGUAUGCGUCCGGCGCAUUCGCCGCAAACGCGAUGGUCUACUCCUGGGCGGCGUCAGUGCUGAGCCAAACCCCCGAGAAGCGGGCCGCUGCGACGGCGAUUAUCAAUCUGCUCGCGCAAUUCGGGAACAUCUGGAGUCCGUAUUUCUUUCGGGAGCAGGAUGAGCCACGGUAUAUUCUGGCGAUGAUCCUCAUGAUGGCGUUUUCCGGGUUGAGUGUUUGUUGUGCGUUGACGAUGAAGAUGGUGCUCAAGAAGCAGAAUGCGAAGAUGAGGGCUGACGCGGAGGAGACUGGGACGAGGAGCGUUACUUUAUAUACUGUUUGA
Molecule: messenger RNA, 1446 nt
Organism: Aspergillus puulaauensis
Lineage: Eukaryota; Fungi; Ascomycota; Eurotiomycetes; Eurotiales; Aspergillaceae
Exons: 5
Coding region: 1-1446 (481 amino acids)
Biological process (GO): transmembrane transport
Cellular component (GO): membrane
Molecular function (GO): transmembrane transporter activity
Source: RefSeq, a predicted model, not a curated record